Salvelinus namaycush (lake trout) is the source of this 456-nucleotide messenger RNA. RefSeq names its product NME/NM23 nucleoside diphosphate kinase 2a (gene nme2a). Lineage: Eukaryota; Metazoa; Chordata; Actinopteri; Salmoniformes; Salmonidae. Gene Ontology annotation, molecular function: nucleoside diphosphate kinase activity. The coding region runs from base 1 to 456 and encodes 151 amino acids. The transcript has 4 exons. The record is from RefSeq and is a predicted model, not a curated record. Gene Ontology annotation, biological process: UTP biosynthetic process; CTP biosynthetic process; GTP biosynthetic process.
AUGUCGAACGAGGAGCGGACUUUCAUUGCCAUCAAGCCAGAUGGAGUUCAGAGGAGGCUUGUUGGAGAAAUCAUCAAGAGAUUUGAGCUAAAGGGCUUCAAAAUGGUGGGGAUGAAAUUCAUCCAGGCCCCGGAGUCUCUGCUGAGGGAGCACUACGCUGACCUGGAGGACAGACCUUUCUUCCCAGGCCUUGUCAGCUACAUGACCUCAGGACCAGUGGUGGCCAUGGUGUGGGAAGGGUUCAACAUGGUGAAGACCGGCAGAGUAAUGCUGGGAGAGACCAACCCUGCGGACUCCAAACCCGGCACCAUCCGAGGGGACUACUGCAUCCAAGUGGGCAGGAACAUCAUCCAUGGCAGUGACUCCAUAGAGAGUGCCAACACAGAGAUCAACCUGUGGUUCAAACCUGAGGAGCUUUGCAGCUACACUAGCUGCUCUACCAGCUGGCUCUACUGA